Molecule: messenger RNA, 954 nt
Organism: Triplophysa dalaica
Lineage: Eukaryota; Metazoa; Chordata; Actinopteri; Cypriniformes; Nemacheilidae
Product: odorant receptor 131-2-like
Exons: 1
Coding region: 10-954 (314 amino acids)
Biological process (GO): G protein-coupled receptor signaling pathway
Cellular component (GO): membrane
Molecular function (GO): G protein-coupled receptor activity
Source: RefSeq, a predicted model, not a curated record
AAAAGGACAAUGAACUCUACCGCGCUUCAGUACAGUGCGGCAGAAAGAUAUGCGGAAAGCUUUGCAAAAAAAUUCACUAUUGUCUUCCUUGGCAUCGUUAUUAACUGUAUCAACGGAGUAUUUGUGUUUACAUUCUUUAAAAGUUCAACUUUCUACAAUGAUCCGAGAUAUAUAUUAUAUAUUCACCUGGUUAUCAAUGAUAUGCUUAUGGUUUUUAUAACUGUGGCUCUUUUUGUGAUGGCUUUUGCAUGGCAAAAUGUACCUGUGCCAUUCUGUAUUCUACUGUUGAUAAUAGGUUCAGCAACUCAUAAGAAUACUCCAUUGACCUUAGCCGGUAUGGCCAUUGAGCGUUACAUUGCCAUCUGUAAACCUCUGCAUCAUGCUCAGAUCUGUACACUACGCAGGACGUACAUCCUCAUCUCUCUCAUUUGGGGAGUUGGAGUUAUGCCUGCGUUGGCUGACUUGAUAGUCUUUUUAAUUUUUCGUUCUUCUUCAAUCUUAACAAGCGGUUUCUGUAGUACAGCAAAUCUGUAUAACACACCGUACCAUGAACUACAAAGCAAAGUUACCAGUGGGCUUUAUACAUCUGCUGUGUGGCUGAUUCUUGUAUUCACUUAUUUUAAAGUGCUGGUUACUGCCAGAAGAGCCAAUACUGAUAAAUCCUCGGCUAAAAAAGCCCAGAGCACCAUCCUGUUACAUGGUAUACAGCUUUUGAUCUCUAUGUUAUCUUAUAUCACUCCUGUUAUAGACAGGAUGUAUUCUGAUGUUACACCUGUUGUGCUGUCAAAAGUCCUCUUUUUUAAUUAUCUUUUAACAAACUUGUUACCACGACUGCUCAGCCCCCUGAUUUACGGUGUGCGGGAUCAACAUUUUCUAAAGUCUAUUAAAGGAAUGAUUUUAUGCAGAUUUGUAAGUGUUAAAGUUGAACCAAAAGGCAAUAAGCUAAAGAAGUAA